CUGUCCUACACGGGAAGCAGAGAAGCAAUAAGACCAACAUUCUUGAAGAAAAAUAGAAGCACUAAGGCAAGAAAGCAGAAACAAAAAUUAAUAUUGGAGCCAGCAAACCUACGGUUUGGGAACAAGAAAUGGAGAGCACUGGAUCCUCAGGGCGCCUCUGGGAGUUGCAGUUUGAGCGCAGUUCCGGGCGGGGAGGAGCCUUUGCCGCUGUCUCCGUCUCUGCCGUUAGCAGCGCGGAACUACGAGUCCCGGGGUCCCUUGCGGCCGCCGUAGUCAAGUGGCCGGUGGAAUUGGCCCAGGAUGACAGCUGGAGAAUGGAGUCAGGAUUCCUAAAUAGUGCCAUAGCAGAAGAGAUGCAAGGCUUAUCCUUUAUAGGGCAUAUCCAGGCUGGCAUCAUACCAAAACCAGUUUUAUCCAAGUAUGAAAACCAGAUUACUAUUUUCGCUGACUACCUAGAAGAAUUUCCAGAUACAGAUGAGCUGGUAUGGAUCUUGGGGAAACAGCAUCUUCUUAAAACCGAAAAAUCUAAGCUGUUGUCUGAUAUAAGUGCUCGUCUGUGGUUUACAUACAGAAGGAAAUUUUCACCAAUUGGGGGAACGGGCCCUUCGUCAGACGCCGGCUGGGGAUGUAUGCUACGCUGUGGACAGAUGAUGCUGGCUCAAGCCCUUAUCUGCAGACACUUGGGCAGGGACUGGAACUGGGAGAGACAGAAAGAACAACCCAAAGAAUACCAACGAAUCCUACAGUGCUUCCUAGAUAGAAAAGACUGUUGCUACUCUAUCCAUCAAAUGGCACAGAUGGGUGUAGGAGAAGGGAAAUCAAUUGGCGAAUGGUUUGGACCAAAUACAGUUGCACAGGUGUUAAAAAAACUUGCUUUAUUUGAUGAAUGGAAUUCCUUGGCUGUUUAUGUUUCAAUGGAUAACACCGUGGUUAUUGAAGAUAUCAAAAAAAUGUGCCACACCCUCCCCUUGAGUGCUGAAACAGCUGCCGAGAGCCCCCCUGAGUCUCUGAAUGCUUCGACCCAGAGUAAGGGCCCCUCUGCCUGCUCUCCAGCCUGGAAACCCUUGCUGCUCAUUGUGCCCCUCCGCCUGGGCAUAAACCAAAUCAAUCCUGUCUAUGUCGACGCCUUCAAAGAGUGUUUUAAGAUGCCACAGUCUUUAGGGGCAUUAGGAGGAAAACCAAAUAACGCCUAUUAUUUCAUAGGAUUCUUAGGUGAUGAGCUCAUUUUCCUGGACCCUCACACAACCCAGACCUUUGUUGACACUGAGGAGAACGGGACGGUUGACGACCAGACUUUCCAUUGUCUGCAACCUCCACAGCGAAUGAACAUCCUGAACUUGGAUCCUUCCGUAGCAUUGGGAUUUUUCUGCAAAGAAGAAAAAGACUUUGAUAGCUGGUGUAGCCUUGUUCAGAAGGAAAUUCUAAAGGAGAAUUUAAGGAUGUUUGAAUUAGUUCAGAAACAUCCAUCACACUGGCCUCCCUUUGUUCCUCCAGCCAAGCCAGAAGUGACAACCACGGGGGCAGAAUUCAUCGACUCUACUGAACAACUAGAGGAGUUUGACCUGGAGGAAGAUUUCGAGAUUCUGAGCAUAUAGAAUAGUGGGAACUCACCUUGGAGAUCUGUCUUCCAUCUGGCACCAGAAGAACAUGAAUUCAUCACAAAAAACUUUUCUAGUCAGCAAGUGCCUGAUAUGCCAACAGCAUACAAACUUGAUAGCAAUCAUGACUGAGCCAAUCACCUUUUCUCAGAAAAAAACACACAAGUGAACAAUAUACCCCUUCCCCAGAAAGAACUAAAACAAUCAUGGAAUCUAGGAGCAGAAAGAUUAGGAGUCGUCUCUUGCACUUCCCAGCUUCUUACAUGGCCACAGCGAAUCUUCAGCUACUGAAAUGAGGAGGUGGAUGUCUGGAAGAUAGACAGCAACUCCCACCUUGCUUCCAGCACCAGCAGAUGAGAGAUGGUUACCCUGUGCUUCUUCACCCUUUCAGGUUAGACCUCUCUGGGCUAAAUACUAAGAAGCAACCUGUUCUCUUGCUCUAAUAAUAAAGUGAUAAUCGUAUCAGGGAAAAAAA
Molecule: messenger RNA, 2073 nt
Organism: Aethalodelphis obliquidens (Pacific white-sided dolphin)
Lineage: Eukaryota; Metazoa; Chordata; Mammalia; Artiodactyla; Delphinidae
Gene: ATG4A
Product: autophagy related 4A cysteine peptidase
Exons: 15
Coding region: 129-1595 (488 amino acids)
Biological process (GO): piecemeal microautophagy of the nucleus; aggrephagy; mitophagy
Cellular component (GO): cytoplasm
Molecular function (GO): protein-phosphatidylethanolamide deconjugating activity; cysteine-type endopeptidase activity
Source: RefSeq, a predicted model, not a curated record